This is a messenger RNA of Schistosoma guineensis, 1764 nucleotides long. Lineage: Eukaryota; Metazoa; Platyhelminthes; Trematoda; Strigeidida; Schistosomatidae. The record is from the annotation of a GenBank genome assembly.
AUGAAUGACUCCCGUGUGCAGGUUGGGGUAAAGAAACUCCCUAUGCACCUACAAAGUUCCCAAAAUCGUUUGCUCAUUAAAGGAGGAAAAGUAGUCAAUGAUGAUCGUAUGUUUACUGCUGAUAUAUAUAUUGAAGAUGGGGUUAUUAGACAAGUAGGUAAUCAGCUUUCGAUUCCAGGGGGAGUCAGAAUCAUUGAUGCAUCAGGAAAGAUGGUCAUCCCAGGUGGUGUUGAUCCUCAUACAUGCUUUGACUCCUCUUGUUUUGGUUUGAAUACAUCAGAUGAUUUUUAUUCUGGCACGAGAGCAGCACUUGCUGGUGGAACUACUACAAUAAUCAAUUGUAUUGUACCUACAAAAAUUUCACUUUUGGAUAUGUAUGAAAAGUCCCGUCAAACAGCAGAUUCCAAAGCAUGUUGUGACUAUGCGAUGCACUUUAUCUUAUCCCAGUUCGACCCCAAAAUAUCCAAGGAAAUGGAACUACUAGUCAAAGAAAAGGGAGUGAAUUCUUUUAGGGUUUUUUUGUCAAAUACAAACGACAUGUUAGUAGACGACGGUGAUUUCUUCGAAAUCGCUAAGCGGUGUAGAGAUCUUGGUGCUGUUCUCCAAGUUCAUGCAGAGAAUGGAAAAUUAGUUAGGAUACUAGAGUCGAAAAUAUACAAUGACGGUAUUACUGGCCCAGAGGGUUACUUGUAUUCACACCCAGAAAUGGCGGAGAUUGAAGCUACACAUCGAGCGCUUUCUUUAGCUGAUGCUGCUGGUUGUCCUCUAUAUAUUCUGCAAGUCACUAGUCCGAAAGCAGCAGAUCAAAUAUCAGAAGCUCGUUGGAAUGGAAGUGUUGUUGUAGGUGAAACAUUAGCCGCUGCACUGGGUGCUGAUGGUACUCAUUAUAAGAAUAGUUGCUGGCGUCAUGCUGCGGGAUAUGUUCUGUCUCCUCCACUAAGAGUUAAUCGGAAUACUUCAGAUAAGUUGGUGCGUUACGUCUCCACUGGGGUUCUAGAAUGUACUGCUAGUGGCCAUUGUGCUUUUAAAACUGAACAGAAAGCUUUGGGAAAGGACGAUUUUCGAAAAAUCCCUCCUGGAGUCAAUGGAGUAGAAGAUCGAAUGUCAGUUGUUUGGGAGAAAGGAGUGAUGUCUGGUUUUAUAGACCCAUGCAAGUUUGUUGCUGUGACUAGUACGAAUGCCGCUAAAGUCUUUAAUCUCUAUCCACAAAAGGGAAGGAUCGAUGUUGGAAGUGAUGCUGAUUUGGUUAUCUGGGAUGGUGAUGCAACUCGCACAAUAUCAGCAAAAAAUAACCACGAAAAUGUUGACUUCAACAUAUUUGAAGGUCUCCAGUGCCAUGGCGUACCUGUAGUCGUGGUCGCUGCUGGUCGGGUUGUUCUGGAGGACGGAGAACUUAGAGUAACUCAGGGUGCAGGUCGUUUUGUACCGGCUUUACCGUUUUCACCGUAUAUUUUUGAGCGAACAAAAAGACUGGUGCUGAUGCGUUCAGUCAAACCUAUAAUUCGUGAUUCGUAUACUGGUCCUGUGUCCACAGAAUUCACUAUUCCAAUGAAAGAUUCCAUCGUCAAUAAUGGUACAGAAAAAGUCUCAGUGGGGUCUGAUGCUGAUGGCUUGCGCCCUCGUUCACCUACACGUUCGGGUGGUCGGAAUAUGCAGGAAUCCAGUUUCUCUCUGAGUGGCGCUCAGUACGACGACAGUCGUCCGAUUCGCACGGGGAUUCGAACCAAACAACCUCCGGGUGGGGCGUCAAACGCCUUAUGGUAG